GUGGAAUCUGACCACAGGGUCAACUUCCACUCGACCUCCUGUCGUGCUUUCAUUGUGCACGACGGUUAUAAGAUCAGCUUUCUAUCCCGCUUUCCCACGGGUCGAUCAGUCCCUCUGUGAGCUACCAACCAGACCCGCCGUUUGUGCAACCAUGGCGCCCGAUUUGAACUCUGUACCUCCAUCUCCACGUCCACCAGCAGCUACUUCUGCAUCAUCCGCAGCAACGAACUCCUCUCCUCCAACAUUCUCUCGACGAGUAUCCCAAGUCAUGGGUCCUCCUCCAGUGCCGUUUAGUCCACCUAGUGCAGUUGCCUCUCUGCACGGGCAUGGUGAUGCAACGAACGGGAUUGCCAUUGCAUCCGGCCCCCUUCGUCACCCCCGUCCUCUGACGGCGGCAGAGUUACACUUGGAGCUCGAGAAGGAACAGGAGGGGAUGGUCAACCGUUUAACAAGGGAGCUUUCUCAACUGCGCCAGCAGACCGCUUCUGUCGCUUCCACGGCGUCGUCAACAUCGACGAACCUCAAUGACUCUAUGGACGCUGUGCAUGGCUCGCAUUACAUCUCCGGUGCUAUUCAUCCCACGGCUUCCCGUCGACAUCGGUCCUCUUCCAACCUCAGUGCACACCUACCUCUAGCUCAGAGUGCCCGGACUGGGAGUGUGACGGGUAUUGCACCUUCUCGAGACGCCGCAUUGCCCUCGACACGCCCGUCGGGAGAUUUCACUCGAGUAGCUCGCAGCCGGGAGCCAUCGAUUACUUCCCAGCGACAGUCCGGCAGGUCUUCUCCGUCGUUAUCGUCCUCGUUGCAACAGCAGCACGGAGAGCACUUCCCACAUUUCCCCGGACACUCACAUCGUUCAUCGCUCUCGCAGUCUUUGCCUGGAGCUGGAGAGCAUCCGCGCACGACGUCCGUUUCGUCCACGACAGGCACGUCUCGGUAUGAGGAAGCCGCAUACCAUCGUGCGGAACUGGAAUCGAUCAAAAGAGAAAACGAAAUGUUACGCCGUCGGGUGCGCGAACUCGAGAGCAACCUGAAGUCAUAUCGCGAACGAGAGUCUCACCCAGUGAGCGGACAAAACGAGAGCGCUGUUGCCGCUUCUGGUUUGGUUGACCGGAUGCGCGAUGCAGCUCUCGAUGACGGCCGCUAAAGGGGUUCCUACGGAGUUUAUGAUGGUUUUGCUUUUUGCAGUUCUAUGCCUAUUGCGGAUUGGAAACGAAUUAUUAUUGAUCGGCGCGGGAUACCAAGAAUAUGUUUCGCGGGCGAAAUGGUUCUACGAUCCAGCACUUUUCCCCGGCCUUCUGCCACUUUCUUUGGUGCUAGUGAUUUCAGGCGCGCUUCGAUAUUGUCAUGGCCUUGCACGUUGAAUUGUUGGGAGCAGUCUUAUCACGCAGGUAGCAACGAUAGAAUCAAUAGCGACUUAUCUCUUGUAUCGAGUAUUAUUGUUGCUGUGCCACAAAUGCAAUCCGAGAAUUGUCCGGCGUUCACAUGCAAAGCCCGAAUGCGGUUGCCUGA
Molecule: messenger RNA, 1512 nt
Organism: Paecilomyces variotii
Lineage: Eukaryota; Fungi; Ascomycota; Eurotiomycetes; Eurotiales; Thermoascaceae
Exons: 3
Coding region: 152-1147 (331 amino acids)
Source: RefSeq, a predicted model, not a curated record